Messenger RNA from Malassezia globosa CBS 7966, 2658 nucleotides. RefSeq lists its product as uncharacterized. Gene Ontology annotation, molecular function: ATP binding; ABC-type oligopeptide transporter activity; ATP hydrolysis activity. The transcript has a single exon. The record is from RefSeq and is a predicted model, not a curated record. Gene Ontology annotation, biological process: oligopeptide export from mitochondrion. Bases 1 to 2658 code for a protein of 885 amino acids. NCBI's taxonomy places the organism in Eukaryota, Fungi, Basidiomycota, Malasseziomycetes, Malasseziales, Malasseziaceae. Gene Ontology annotation, cellular component: mitochondrial inner membrane.
AUGGUGCACAUUGCUCCGGCGUGCCUACCACGAGUAGGCAUGCCUUACAUGCUCGGGUGUGCGUCGCAUCUGGGCAUGGCAUCGACCACACGGUUUGCCUCAGUACGCACCGCCAUGACAUCUGCAUGUUUGCGAUGGUCUGGUAGAAGCACAACGAGUGGCCAUAGUAUCGGUCGCCUAGUUGGUGCUGGUGGUGGUGGUGCGGGAUUCCCCGUCUCGACACCGUCUCUUUCGCGCUCGAUCCAUACUACUCGCACCGCACACCGUGUGUCAGGAACCAGCGAUCGCGAGACAACACCAUUGAAUGCGAGCACAGGGGACAAGCCAAAGACGCCAAAAGACAGGCCUAGCGCCUUCUCGCAGGUCGUCACGACGAUGCGAGAAAUGGCGACGUCCCGGCGUGCUGAUGCCGGUGGUAAUGCGUCACAAUUCCCGGCGGUACGCCGAUUGCUAGCGCUCAUGCGUCCUGAGUCGCGGCGAAUUGGACUUGCUUUGACUCUCCUGUUUAUUGCCUCCAGUGUGUCGCUCUCUGUGCCGUUUACGAUCGGCAAGGUCGUUGACUUCUUCUCGUCACCAGGUGCAACACUGCCGCUGGGCCUCAGCAUGUCGACCGUUGCAAUCCUACUGCUCUGUGUCUUUGCCACAGGCGCCGUUGCUCGUGCGAGCUCGAACAUUUUGCUCGAGCUCACGGGUGUGCGUGUGAUUCAGCGCAUGCGUGAACGAGCAUUUGCGAGUGCAUUAAGGCAAGAUGUCGCUUUCGCUGACAAGGGCGCUGGCGACACUGUGAGUCGGAUCAAUAUGGACUGCAACCUUGUGGGCGGCGCGAUUACGACCGAUUUGGCCGACGGACUCCGCUCCACGCUCACUGUCGCUGCUGCAUGCUCGGCUAUGUUCUAUAUUUCGACCAAGCUAACAUUGGUGAUGAUGCUGGUGAUCCCUCCAGCCGCGCUCGGUGCAGCGUUCUAUGGACGCUUCCUGCGCAAUCUGACGAACCAGACGCAAAAUGCUGUCGGCGAGAUGACUCGUACGGCCGAAGAGCGCUUGUCGCCGCCGGCGUUCCGCACGAUCACGGCCUGCAACAUGCAGGAGACCGAGUCGAGGCGAUUUGAUGCAAAAGUGCGUGACAUUACCGCGCUGCAGACGAAGGAGGCUUAUGCCGGUGGCAUAUUCCACUCAGGUCUCGGGUUUGUAGGCAAUUGUGCUAUUGUCACACUCCUGACGUAUGGUGGACACCUCGUGAGCCUUGGACAGCUUACAGUGGGUGAUCUGACGUCCCUGCUCAUGUACACGGCAUACCUGGGUGGCGGUGUAAUGCUUAUGACGAGCUUCUUCACAUCGCUGAUGAAGGGCGUCGGUGCCGGUGCGCGUGUCUUUGGCUUGCUGGACCGGACGCCUAUGAUUCGCUUGGGUGUUGGCGAAAAGCUCGACAGUUCGCACAUUGACAAACGCGGUGCUCGCAUCCAGUUCGAUGAUGUGCACUUCCGGUACCCCAGCCGGCCCGACAUGCCGAUCCUGGCCGGCGUCAACGUCGAUAUUCAGCCAGGGACGAGUGUAGCGUUAGUUGGCGGCUCUGGUGCCGGCAAGUCGUCGAUGCAUGCUCUCAUGAUGCGCUUCUACGAGCCAGACGCUGGAACUGUGCGUCUGGACGGUCACGAUAUUCGCACAUACACACCCGAGUCACUUCGCUCCGUCAUGAGUAUCGUCCCGCAGGAACCAGUGUUGUUUGAAGGCACGAUCGCCGACAAUAUCACAUAUGGCACUUCUGGCGUGACUCGUGAGCAGAUGGAGCGUGCAGCUCAAGCAGCCCAUUGCAUUGAGUUUGUGAGGACGAUGCCGCAAGGUUUCGACACGGUCAUUGGGCCCCGUGAGCUCAGUGGUGGCCAACGGCAGCGCAUCGCCAUUGCGCGCGCGCUUGUACGUGAGCCGAGUGUGCUUCUGCUCGAUGAAGCGACAUCGGCACUCGACUCGGCGUCAGAGCUUUUGAUCAACGAGGCCAUCACGUCGAUCAUCAAGAAUGGUCGCACGACGGUGUGGAUUGUAGCUCAUCGUUUGAGCACUGUGCGUGCCGCCGAUACCAUCAUGCUGCUGGAGAACGGCCACAUCGCUGAGAUGGGCUCAUUUGAGCAGCUGGAUCAGCCGGGCACGCGCUUCCGCUCGCUCAUGCAGUCUCAGCUGAGUGCGCCCACUUCGACGGCAUCCACCACGUCGACAGGGCGAGCAUUCCCACCCUCCAACGCGCGUUCCUAUUCGACAAUGCUGCCGCACUCGCCGUUACGUCGAAGACAUGUGCCUCAGACCCCUGCAUGGAGCGUGAAUGAUGCACUUGCAUCCUCGCUUGAAAAUGAGCAUGCAAAGCCCACGCUAGAUCAUGCCAAGUUGGAGCGCUUGCACCGACUAGCUGCUCUUGACCUGCCAGCAGACAAGGACAGUAUGCAGCGGCUAUGUGCCGAGCUCGAGACUCUUGCUGCAGUCAUGCAUUUGGCACACCAGCUUCCUGAUGAUGCGUCGCUUGACGAAAUACCGAAUGAACCGCCCAUCACUACGGUUCGUGGAACUCGGCAACGCUCGCAGCCUGACGAGGGCACACAGCCCAUCCCUCGUUCCACUCUGGAAGCAGGGGGUGGUCAGUGGCGCGCCGGGUACAUUGUAUCCAAAUAA